Tachyglossus aculeatus (Australian echidna) is the source of this 4609-nucleotide messenger RNA. RefSeq names its product zinc finger protein 185 with LIM domain (gene ZNF185). Lineage: Eukaryota; Metazoa; Chordata; Mammalia; Monotremata; Tachyglossidae. The record is from RefSeq and is a predicted model, not a curated record. The transcript is spliced from 32 exons. Bases 393 to 2939 code for a protein of 848 amino acids.
AGGUUUGCCUUUGAGAAGGCCCGUCCUUUCCCUCCGCAGCAGGUCGGUAACCUCUCCGCUCACCUGGCUGGGGCCUCUGGCUCCUGUUCCUGGAACAUCCCCUCAGAGACUGGCACCUCGUACCUUUCAGCUGGGAUUACACGACUGCCCACGCACCCCUCAUCCGCAGCAGCCAGGAGGGGUGCAGCCCCCAGAAAACUGCAGCAGGCCCGUGCUCUGGUCACUGAGUCGAGCUGUUUCAGAGGACAACGCUUUCUUCUCGUCUUUGGCGAGGCAGUAAUUUGGUUCCCAGAAGUUUAUCCUGCCGAGGUCCCUGGAGCCCAGCCAAAGGACACAGCAUCACAAGCUCACCUGGAGGAUUGAACUGCACCUCAAGAAAAACCGAGAAGACCAUGAUGUCCCUCGGCAGCAGCUCAAAAGGUCGGUCGCUCCCGCCUGGAGAAGAAGAACGAAAGAAAAUCCUAAGGCAAAUGAAGGUACGAACCACGCUGAAGGGGGACAAGAGUUGGAUCAAUAAACAGGAGGAGACAGAAAGUCGGACAAUGGAAUUACCCUCCAAUGGGAGACAUUCCUCUUCCUCAUCACCUCCCAUCACCCCCAGGAGUAAUAGGGGAAUGUUUACCCAGCCCGAAGUGACUUCUAGCGCUCAGCCUGCUCCUGACAGUGACUGCUCCAAAAGGCCUCCCAAUGCCAAGGCUCCUACAGGCUACAUUAUCAGGGGAGUAUUUACCAAGACGAUCGACAACACGACUCAGCCUCAGCAAUACUUGCCUAAUUCAAAUGGAGUUCAAAAGAGGGCUGCAGUUCAGGCAAAGAUGGCAAGUCUUCCCCGCCAAUCAAACUCAGGCUACAAGAUGACAACAGAAGAUUACAAGAAACUAGCUCCAUACAACGUCAGACGUAGCUCCAUAGAUACGGAUGAAGAAGAGUCUCCCUUUUCUUCUGAAGAGCAAAAAAGGAGAUCAGAGGCAGCCAGCAGCGUGGUGAGGAAAGCAGCUUCCCGGGAACGCUCCUAUGUCCUGUCUGCUGCCAAGAAAAGCACCGGAAGCCCCACUCAAGAUGUGCCACCCCCAUUUCUCGCUAAGAGGGUUGAGAUUGUGGAAGAAGAAGGCCCAAGUGAGAGGAGCCAGUCUUCGCCAGCUUCAGCAAGACCCAGUUCUGGUUUAACCAGGGUUCAGGGGGGCAGAAAUCAAACCAGCAGCACCGGUGAGACCGAAACCACGUCUAAGAGCCCUGUUCCAACUUCCAGGAGCCUGGAUAGAAGAGAGGAAUUAGAGAACAGAACUCCGGAGCCACAGCCCAGGACUGAAUCUAACCCAAGAGCCAUCCCCACACCUGAAAAAAGAGAGGAAGCUGUUAGAAAGUCUCCAGAGCCUCAGCCCAGGACUGAAACCAAGCCAAGGGCUCCGCAGACGGCAGAGAAAAGUGAAAACGAGAAGGAGGAGGAAGCUGAAUUGAUCUCCUGGAGUGAUGUAAUUGUGCCUAGAGUCAACCAAUCCCCCAGUACAAGCAGCGUUGGGAGAAUCGAAAAGAGCCCUGAGCCACAACCCCGGAAUGAAGAGGAGCCAAAAGCCAGCUCCCCAGGCAGAAGUGAAAAGAGAGAAGAAACUCCCACUCCUGCUUGGAGGACAACACCACCGGAUCAAAAAGUAGAAAUCCCCCGUAUUGUUAUCUCCCCUGAGAUAAGUCAGAAGAGCAGGUCAAACUCCCAGACUCGAGAAAGUACUGAAGUUACACGGGAGAAUCAAGAUGAACUCUCCGGACCAAAAGAGGAGGCUGGAUUUGCUCCUAAAAGGCCAGCCCAGGGCUCUGAAGAAAAUACGGUCCCUAGAACCAGAGAGACCAGAGGAGAAAUGCCAAGUGAAGUAGACCUCAAGGACGCUUACCCUGACGUGGACAGGUCAAGCACUUGGUCUACAGACAGUAACCAUGGCUCCACGGGAUCCCAGAAUGAAGACCUGGAUGAGGUCGAAAGUAACCCUCGAAAGGGGUCUAUCCCAAAUUACAGUGAUACAAACAUCACGAGUAACAGAGAAAUCAGUAGUAACAGAGAAACCGGUUCUGAGAGUUCUAGAACGGUAGAAAAGGAUGAACUCCAUGGCACAAGGUCUGAUUUGCACUACAGAGAAAGCUGUGUCACCGAGACCCGCCGCGACCACUCUCCCGUUGGAGAGCACAGAGAACCUUACUGGAAUUUGGCAAAUAAGGUGAACUCUGACGAGAGCUGCAUCACUUCCCCAGAUGACCAGUACGGGCGGCCCUUCGACCUGCAGUUCUACAAACCUGGUCCAAACAGCGCAUCCACCUCAACUUUGCCUGUCACCACUACCGAAACUAGGUAUGGAGGUCCACCAAAUGGGGAUGAUUCCAAUUCAGACCCCACGAGGACGCCUACCAGUUAUGGAGAGAAAAGCGUGACCGUCACCUCCAGAGAGACCAGGCUGGACGCUCCUCUGGCUGGCAACCGGCCCGAUCCCACCGCGUCCGAUCCCCAUUUCAGGGAAUGCAGUGUCACCGCCACGGACCCUACUCGCCGAGGAUCCCCUCAGCCCGGCAACCUCGAUCCCAGUGCUAGGAGCAGAGAGAUCCUCUUUGUGAAGGAGUAUACGAACACUAGUGAGUUAUCUCGUGGGAAACCAUCCUCUUCACAAUACAGCAGCACCAGCAGCUUGGACGAUUGGUCUGCUAUUGAAAGGUCCACGUCUUCCAGUUACCAGUACAGCGCUCCGCCCCAGAGAGCGAGCGAUGGCACCUGCACUUACUGCGGCCGGGAGAUUCGCGACUGCCCCAAAAUAACCCUGCAGCAUCUUGGCAUUUGUUGCCACGAUUAUUGCUUUAAGUGUGGGAUUUGCCAUAAGCCUAUGGGGGAUCUUCUGGAUCAGAUUUUCAUUCAUCGUGAUACCGUUCACUGUCAGAAAUGUUACGAGAAGCUCUUCUAGACUCAGAGGAUCACCGGCCGGAUGACUUCAGAUGCUGUUACGCCAUUCCUGAUCACGCCAUAUUCACCAAACUGCCCCUCUUCCCCUCCUCUGAUUUAUUUAUACCUCACCCUUUCAUCAAAAGGAAUCUUUUUGUCAUCCAGUUAUCUUAGCCAGGAGUCAUAGCGUUAAUAAGACUAUUCAUCUUUACAUAUAAGAGAAAACAUUCUUAAGUUUGUCUUCAGCUUUCUAAUGAGUUAGGAUUUUCUUUGCAUAUUAAGUAUGGCUCAGUGGGAUUUUUUUUAAGGGGUACUGUCAUCUCCCAGGAAUUGACAGAUGAAUGAAAUCGGCCUGCAGUUCUUGGUAUGGAAGAACCUUGAAAGUCAGAAAGGCCGAUCGAAAGGCAAGUGGACAAGGAUUCUUUAUGAAUCAAUAAACCGCAGAAAGAACACAGGCCUAAAACCGAACGGCAAAUUUUGCCCACUAAUCCUUGCAAAUGCCCAUUAUAAUGAGCAACAAUCUCCCUCUUGCCUGCUCUCUGUGGUUUUUCUGAAAUAUUCCUAGCUUGACUUUAAUCAAAUCGGGUGGCUGAUUUCAGUACUCUCCUUUCCACCUCACACUGGAUCAGAAUCUCUUCCGUGCAUGAUUUCUCUGCAUCCCGAAAAGCUGUACCCAGAAUUUUAAGCAGCGACUCCCAGAGAGCUGAUUACUGAAGGGAUGUAUGGUGUCUGCGCCUGCUGUUUGUGAAUUUGUAAUGGGAUUUUUAAAAACUUGCCUGAUGAAAGUGUUGGCCCAGUGAAGUCAUUCUGCUUUAAAUUACCACCUUGAUAGAUGUAGGCAAAGUCUAUCAUUUUGUCUCUAGUUGACAUUAGAAAAAAGCCAACCCCCGAUAUGUCAAAUGUAGACUGUAUUCAGAAAGCGUAGAAAGGAAAACCUCAAUGCAAACAUUAAUAUCAGCAGAAGAGAAUGACUAAUAAUCACGUUUCUCAGCUCUAACAGUGGCAGAGAAUGCUGUUUACAGAAAGCCAUGACCAUUUUGUCUUUGAAAUAGCAAGGCUAUUCUUAAAACAGGAAGCUUCAGCUUUCUGCCGUUCAACUGUGGAGUGGAUAAUCUUCAGGGAAGCUUAAUUUGCUUCGUGCCCCAAAUUUACACUGAAUAUUAAGGUAUCCCUUUGGAUCAGAGUGUGUUCAAUUUCAAAUGAGGGCCGUGGCAGAGAUGCAUCCUAAUUCAGUUCAGAGAGUCAUCAUUCCAGGAGAAUAUAGGGACCUAAAAUGAAAAAUCUAGAAAGGUUUAAUGGACGGGUUAUUAGGGACCCCUAGUAAGAAAUAGUUGAAAUACAUCUCGGUAGGUUCCAAAUUACCUCCCUAUUUCAGAGCCAAAAAAGAUUUGUAAAAGUCCGACUAUGCGGGACACUCGUAUCUAAGCUGCAAGUUUGAAGACCAGAAGUUCCUUAAAUGCAUCAAUAGAUUCCGUUAUCUUUAGAUUAGAAUAACAUUUUUCAAAAUUUUAAUUAGCAGGUCGGGCUGCACUAAAUUUUUACUUCAUUGCUCUGUUUUUCAGCUGUAGUAGUUUAACCUACAAACAUGAGUACAAUUACAAUUAUGAUUAAACCAUUUCAUGUAAUCAGUAGUCCUGUGUCAAAGUAUUAACAUGCUUUUGUUUAUAAGUGGAAUAAAAUGGUGUGAUGGGC